AUGGCUGGAGAUAAAGUAAAAGGAUCAGCGAAUGAAAAAACCAGUAAAGCUCCAAUUGAAUUAAAUCCUUGGCCUAAUUUUAUUGAAGAGCGUAUUGCUUUAUUCGAUAAGCUUAUGGCAAAGUACCACGAAGAAAUUGCUGAGAAAAAAUCAGAAAAAAUUAAAAUCACUUUGCCAGAUGGAAAGGAGUUAGAGGGGGAAUCAUGGCGUACAACCCCAUUGAUGAUCGCAGAACAAAUCAGUCGUGGAUUUGCUGAUAGUGCUGUUGUAGCGAAAGUUAAUGGAGAAGUAUGGGAUUUGGAUAGACCAUUCGAGUGUGAUGCAACUUUACAAAUUCUGAAGUUUGAUGAUGAUGAGGGUAAACAGGUUUUUUGGCACAGUUCAGCUCAUAUCAUGGGUGAGGCUAUGGAGCGUUAUUGCGGUGGUCACCUGUGUUAUGGUCCACCGAUUUCAGAAGGAUUUUAUUAUGAUAUGUGGAAGGAGGGAUCUACCAUUACUCCAGAUGACUUUCCGAAGUUGGAGCAAAUUGUUAAAUGCGUUGUUAAGGACAAGCAACCAUUUGAGCGAUUGGUUGUUUCAAAAGAAGAUCUGCUGGAAAUGUUCAAAUACAAUAAAUUCAAGGUCCGUAUUAUAAACGAGAAAAUCACAACUCCUUUUACCACUGUAUAUCGUUGCGGGCCACUGAUUGAUUUAUGUCGAGGACCUCAUGUGCGUCAUACUGGGAAAGUGAAGGCUUUAACUGUGGUUAAAACGUCAAGUUCAUACUGGGAAGGACGAUCGGACGCCGAAUCUUUAAUCCGUAUUUAUGGGAUAUCGUUUCCUGAUUCGAAGCAGCUCAAAGAAUGGCAAAAAUUGCAGGAGGAGGCAGCUAAACGAGAUCAUAGGAAAAUUGGACGUGACCAGGAAUUGUAUUUCUUCCAUCCAUUGAGUCCUGGCUCAGCUUUCUGGUAUCCAAAAGGUGCUCAUAUUUACAACACCUUAUGCAAUUUCAUACGCAAAGAGUAUCGCAAAAGGGGAUUUACUGAGGUUAUAUCACCAAAUAUGUACAAUAGCAAAUUGUGGGAGCAGUCGGGACACUGGGAGCAUUAUUCGGAUAAUAUGUUCAAAAUCGAUAUUGAAAAGGAAACAUUUGGACUUAAACCAAUGAAUUGCCCAGGACACUGCUUGAUGUAUUCCCAUAUGCCCCGUACUCACAAUGAGUUGCCUCUGCGAUACGCUGAUUUUGGUGUAUUACAUCGCAACGAGAUGAGUGGUGCACUGACUGGUCUUACUCGAGUGCGUCGUUUUCAGCAAGAUGAUGCCCAUAUUUUCUGUCGCCAAGAUCAGGUUGUUGAAGAAAUAAUGGGUUGUAUCGAUUUUCUCAAAUACGCUUAUCUUGAUGUAUUUGGUUUCACAUUCAAAUUGAAUCUAAGUACCAGACCAGAGGUGGGAUAUCUGGGUGAUAUUGAAACAUGGAAUGCUGCGGAAGACAAAUUGAGAGAGGCACUAAAUGCAUCUGGACAUAAGUGGGAGCUGAAUCCUGGUGAUGGUGCCUUUUAUGGUCCAAAGAUCGAUAUCACAAUUCAAGAUGCUCUUCGAAGGCUCCAUCAGUGUGCAACUAUACAGCUUGAUUUUCAGUUACCUGUCCGAUUUGAUUUAUCUUAUUUUGAUGAAAACAAUGAGAGGCAAAGACCAGUGAUGAUUCAUCGCGCCUUAUUAGGCUCGAUAGAGCGAAUGACUGCAAUUUUAGCGGAAAACUAUGGUGGCAAAUGGCCAUUUUGGUUGUCACCACGACAGGCAAAAGUGAUCACGGUCCAUGAAUCUCAAAAUGAUUAUGGUAGAAAAGUACAACAAGAAAUAUACGAAGCAGGUUUCGAGGUUGAAUUUGAUGUAGAUUCGUCAGACACAUUAAACAAACAGAUUCGUAAUGCUCAAAUUGCGCAGUUCAAUUUUAUUUUGGUGGUCGGACCAGCUGAAGCACGAAAUGGAACCGUAAAUGUUCGUACUCGUGAUAAUGCAGUAAGAGGUGAAGUAAAAUUAGAAGAUCUUAUCGAGAAAUUCAAACGUUUCCAAAACGAGUAUGUUCGUGAUACAGAGAGUGCGGAAGAAUUUUAA
Brugia malayi is the source of this 2094-nucleotide messenger RNA. RefSeq names its product threonyl-tRNA synthetase, cytoplasmic, putative (gene Bma-tars-1). Gene Ontology annotation, molecular function: ATP binding; threonine-tRNA ligase activity. Gene Ontology annotation, cellular component: cytoplasm. The record is from RefSeq and is a predicted model, not a curated record. The coding region runs from base 1 to 2094 and encodes 697 amino acids. Gene Ontology annotation, biological process: threonyl-tRNA aminoacylation. The transcript is spliced from 20 exons. NCBI's taxonomy places the organism in Eukaryota, Metazoa, Nematoda, Chromadorea, Rhabditida, Onchocercidae.